Messenger RNA from Myodes glareolus (Bank vole), 774 nucleotides. NCBI's taxonomy places the organism in Eukaryota, Metazoa, Chordata, Mammalia, Rodentia, Cricetidae. The record is from RefSeq and is a predicted model, not a curated record.
AUGAUGUACAUGGCAGCCCUAAUAAGUAACCUGAUCAUCAUCACUCUUAUCACUCUUGACCUGCAGCUACAAACUCCUAUGUACUUCUUCCUGAAGAAUUUGUCCCUGAUGGAUGUCUUCUUUGUGUCAGUGAUCAUCCCAAAUUUAAUUGUUAAUAGUCUAACACACAAUAAUUUCAUUUCCAUUCUUGGUUGUGCAGUUCAGGUACUUUUAUUGAGUUCCUUCACAGGAGGGGAUGUAUUUAUCCUAACUGUCAUGUCUUAUGACCGCUAUGUUGCCAUUUGCAGUCCCCUGCACUAUGACGCCAUCAUGAAUGAUAGUGUCUGUGUGCUGGUGGUGAGUAUUUCUUGGGGUACUGGAGUACUCUUUGGAGCCAUAUAUACAGUUGGAACAUUUUCCAUGUCUUUCUGUGGCUCCAACGUGAUCCCACAGUUUUUCUGUGAUGUUCCCUCAUUGCUAAGCAUUUCAUGCUCCAAAAUGGUUUUGGCCAUUUAUACAAGCAUUGGAAUAGGUGUAUUUCUAGGCAUGUUUUGCUUUAUCUGUGUUGUGGUAUCUUAUUUUUACAUUUUCUCCACUGUGCUUAAGAUUCCUACCACUAAAGGGCUGUCCAAAGCAUUUACUACUUGUAUCCUACACCUUACUGUUUUCACUAUGUUUAUUGCUACUGCUUGCUUUAUAUUUCUGAAAGCUCCCUCAGAAGAACCUUCAAUCACAGACAGGCUUUUUCCUGUGAUCUACACUGUGUUAUCUCCAGCAAUAAAUCUUUUGAUCUAG